AUGUCAGAUUCCAACACAACCGACUUCACCAACCCCUCCACCUUCAUCCUGCUGGGCAUUCCUGGCCUGGAGAUGGUCCACGUCUGGAUCUCCAUCCCCUUCUGCACCGUAUACGCCAUAGCCAUCUUGGGGAACUUCAUUAUUCUGUUCAUUGUAAAGAGGGAGCCGAGCCUCCAUGGUGCCAUGUAUUAUUUCCUCUGCAUGCUGGCUGUCACUGACUUGGUUCUGUCCACAUCGCUCGUGCCCAAAAAGAGCAUCUUCUGGUUCAAUUCCAGGGAGAUCGAUUUCAGUGCCUGCCUCACCCAGCUGUACUUCAUUCACUCUUUCUUAGUCAUAGAGUCUGGGAUCCUAGUGGCCAUGGCUUUGGAUCGUUUCGUGGCCAUCUGCAAUCCACUGAGACAUUCCACCAUCCUGACAAACCUCGUGGUGGCCAAGAUUGGCCUGGCUGUGAUGCUGCGUGGUGGCAUAAUCGUACUGCCCUAUCUCCUCCUGGCGAGGCAGUGGCCAUAUUGCAGAACCAACAUCAUCCCCCACACACACUGUGAGCACAUGGCCGUGGUGAAGCUGGCCUGCGCCGACAUCCGCGUCAAUACAUACUACGGCCUCUUUGUGGUAUUCUCUAUGAUCUGCGUGGAUGCGUUUCUUAUUGCUAUAUCCUAUACUCAGAUCCUCAGGGCCAUCUUCAGCCUCCCCACAAAGGAUGCCCGGCUCAAGGCUUUUGGGACCUGCGGCUCCCACCUCUGUGUCAUCUUAAUCUUUUAUGUCUCAUCUCUCUUCUCCUCUCUCAUGUACCGGUUUGGCCACCAUGUUUCCCUGCAUUUCCACGUGUUGAUUUCCAGCGGGUACCUCCUGGUGCCCCCCAUGCUAAACCCCAUCAUUUAUGGGGUAAGGACCAAACAGAUCAGAAGCCGCGUGCUCCGGCUCUUUGCUCAUAAAGGGACCUAA
Molecule: messenger RNA, 945 nt
Organism: Chelonia mydas (Green sea turtle)
Lineage: Eukaryota; Metazoa; Chordata; Testudines; Cheloniidae
Product: olfactory receptor 52H1-like
Biological process (GO): G protein-coupled receptor signaling pathway
Cellular component (GO): membrane
Molecular function (GO): G protein-coupled receptor activity; olfactory receptor activity
Source: RefSeq, a predicted model, not a curated record